This is a messenger RNA of Musca vetustissima, 324 nucleotides long. RefSeq lists its product as uncharacterized. NCBI's taxonomy places the organism in Eukaryota, Metazoa, Arthropoda, Insecta, Diptera, Muscidae. The coding region runs from base 1 to 324 and encodes 107 amino acids. The transcript has 2 exons. The record is from RefSeq and is a predicted model, not a curated record.
AUGAAACAAAAUAUUAUCUUUACCGUGAUACUGCUCCUGAGUGUGGCCAUCAUUUUACCCGCCUUCAAACCCGUCAACAGUAUGCCAGUCGAUGAAGAUUAUUUAAAUGAUGAUCACAGUGGUGAAUAUAAUGGACGGCUGGAUGAAGAAACCAAAGAACAAGUACGGCAAUGUGAGGCAGAUCAAAGUGCCAUGGAACUGUGUAUGCGCUGCGCCAAAAUUACCAAAUCGACAACGGUAUAUCCAUUGUGUUGUGGCAAUGUUGAGGGUGUCAAAGAAUGGUGUUAUGAAUAUGUGUAUUAUAGAGCGGAACCACAAUUUUAG